AACCUCAAACAAGCAGUCAGUCUGAAUCAAAUGAGCAAAGUUCCUCGUCUUCAAAACAACCAGAGCCUAAAGGUCGUUUUGGUCGAGUGUUGAAUUUCAAGCAAUAUUAUGAGAAGAAAACUGGAACUGGGCGGCAGUUUCCAUCAACUAAGGCAAAGAAAGGGAAAGGAAAAGGAACAGAAGUAGAAGCCAAAUCGCGGAACCAAGAAGUGGUGAUAUUUAUUGGAAUAAUGAAGUGGUCUGAAGAAUAUUUGAAGCUCAAGCCCAUGCGAGGGAAGCGUCUGGCACUCAAAGUAUGUAAAGAAGAUCCAUACAAAGUGUUGUGUGAGAAAGCUUUAGAGAAGUGGAAAGCCUACAAUCCUGACCUUUACAGUGAAAACCAUACGUAUGUUCUUUUACUUGACAGUGGCAAAGAGGCGAUAUUUUUACCUGGGCCUACGAAAGAAUUUUUUUCGUUGGGACGUUAUCAAGAGGAAAUAGGAAAGGAUUUUAAGAGAAUUACUAUGUACCUGUGCACUUCUGACGAUUUUUUGCAUUCAGAGAGAGCCGAUCGCGAGUCUCCUAUGGAGAAUGAAGACUCGGACUCAGCACAAGAAUUCAACAUUCAACCAAAGCGACUUAAAGAGGACUGUUUUAAUUGUGAAGUUGUUGACUGGGACCUCACUGAAUUUGAUGAUACAGCAGAUUUGAUCAACAAUGAUGAAGCAUUUGCCAUUGAACUCCAGAGACAAUUACAAGGUGAAAGCAGCUCUCAGAACUCCUUUCAAACAAGUGUUACUCAUAAUUUGCUCGACCAAACUGUGUCAAUCACGAAUGAUACAUCAGACAGUAAUCAAUUAGAGGGAACAAGCGGUAUCAGUACACCCCAUGAUUAUAGCACAAUUACUGAUGUGGUCCAAGCCUUGGAAAAGAGUGUGAACAAAGAAAAACAGUUUUUCAUCACGGUAAGACGGAGAACACCACUACCACGUGUGUUAAACUUGUGGCGAUAUGAAGCCAAGAAGCAAGGUGUACAUCACGAGUUGAGAAUAAAAUUUCUUGAAGAGGAUGGAAUUGACAGUGGGGCAUUGACAAGGGAGUUUUUUACGGAUGUAGUGCCUGCAAUAGGAGAUAUGCUGUUUCCUAGACUUAGGAAUGUAGUUGCAUUCCUGAAUGUUUUGGUGAGAAAAAUAACUCGAAAUCUGGCAUCCGUAUCAUGUUUGGCACUAGCCUGUAUAGCUGCAGGCCUUUAUAUAAAAGCGCACGCCCUUUUGGCAGCCAAGCGCGGAAAUGGUCUAAUUGUGCAUGUGCGUCCGGCUGUAGCUAGUUUUAAAGGUGGACCGCAAAUUGUAGACUUUAAUAGACUGUUGUAUCAUAGAACUGUUUCACUGUUUGAAAUUGAUUAAGAUUGUUAUAUAUUGUUAGAGGUUGAACGAUUGUCAUGGAUAAUUUUCUAAGACAAAUUGAAACAAAAUCCGAUAGAUAUACACUCCCCCUGCAUUCUUCACGAGAGCCAGCGCGAGUUCAACUCAUCUGACUAUGAAAGAAAUCAAUACUAAACAGAAACAACUUGCAAGUGCUCAAACGGAGGGACAAGGGACUUUUUACCUGAAUUCGAUUUUUUGCAUUAAACGUGUACAUUAUGGCAGAUCUCAUGGGCGUACCGGGCGGGGGCCGGGGGGGGGGCGGCAGCCCCUCCCCCCAGUUUGUUGGGCAAACAAAGCCAAUCGGGCAAUAUUCGCUUCACAUUCGGGCAAUAAUGCCCAAUUAUAAAAUAAAUGGGACAAAUUCUGUCAAUUUUGUGGGAAAUUCUGUCAAUUUUGUGGGAAAUAUGCUAUCUAAUAGGAAUUUUUCGUAAUCAUUCCCCCCCCCGGAAAUUUUUUUUACAACUCGGGCACAAUCCAAAGAAGUCGGGCAAAUUUCGUUCCGCCCCCCCUAUCUUUUUCCUUCCCGUACGCCUAUGGCAGAUCUAGACUUCGCAACAUACAUAAUUUUAUGGUAGAAAUAUGAAUAUUACAAGUAGGAUCAGAUAGUAUAGUUAAACAAAGCUUUCUAUAUAUGAGUCUAUAAGUUGUUUUUUCCUCUUUUCAACUUUAUGAUACAUCAGUCAAAUCUACAUAACAAAUCGCGAAAUGGGUAAUCAUAAUGCUAUUAUUAAUGCAUUUACCAAGAUUCCAUCCCUGUGGAUUGCCCAAUCGAAAGAACCAUUUUUGCCACAGUACAUUUACAGUCUGUGCAAGGACUAUAUUGGAACACCAGGACCGCGUAAGCGUUAUGAAAUGGUAAAGGUAAGAUUGACCUUAUCGUUCAAAAUAAGAUCGUUCAAGAAAAUGAAAAGAAAUGAACGUAUCAUGACCCGCUGGAAAGAGAGAGAGCUAUAA
Messenger RNA from Paramuricea clavata, 2360 nucleotides. NCBI's taxonomy places the organism in Eukaryota, Metazoa, Cnidaria, Anthozoa, Malacalcyonacea, Plexauridae. The record is from the annotation of a GenBank genome assembly.